This is a messenger RNA of Thlaspi arvense, 1885 nucleotides long. Lineage: Eukaryota; Viridiplantae; Streptophyta; Magnoliopsida; Brassicales; Brassicaceae. The record is from the annotation of a GenBank genome assembly.
GGAAAAAAUGCACCACGAUGGUUCCUCUUCUUUCAAUUUUCUUUUGUUCGCCUCUUCCUCGUCUUCUUCUUCAUCUCAAUUGACGAGUUCCCCGAAGAUGGCAAAGUGGUUUUGAUCGUUGAUCGAUCAGAGUCAUUAUUAUAGUCAUGGAGAACGUAGCGGCGCAAUUGAAGCGUGGGAUAUCGAGACAAUUCUCCACAGGAUCAAUGCGACGAACAUUAAGCCGACAAUUCACACGCCAGUCCUCUCUCGACCCACGCCGUAACAACAUGAGGUUCAGCUUCGGCCGUCAAUCUUCGCUCGAUCCGAUCAGACGAAGCCCGGAAUCCCUUAGCUGCGAGCCGCAGAUGGCUGUGCCGGAGAAUCUCGAUUCCACGAUGCAGCUUCUCUUCAUGGCCAGCAAAGGCGACGUCAAUGGCGUCGAGGAGCUACUCAACGAAGGGAUCGAUGUGAACAGCAUUGAUCUCGAUGGCCGUACGGCUCUUCACAUCGCGUCCUGUGAAGGUCAUUACGACGUCGUUAAGGUUCUUCUUAGCCGCAGAGCUAACAUCGAUGCCCGUGAUCGUUGGGGUAGUACGGCGGCUGUUGAUGCCAAGUAUUAUGGGAAUGUUGAAGUGUAUAAUCUCUUGAAAGCUCGAGGAGCUAAAGCUCCGAAAACCAGAAAGACUCCAAUGACGGUGGGGAAUCCAAAAGAAGUUCCUGAGUAUGAGCUUAAUCCACUUGAACUUCAAGUCCGAAAAGUUGAUGGCAUCUCAAAGGGAACUUAUCAAGUUGCUAAAUGGAAUGGCACGAGAGUCUCGGUAAAAAUAUUCGACAAAGAUAGUUAUUCAGAUCCGGAACGCGUAAAUGCCUUCACACAUGAGUUAACUUUGCUAGCUAAAGCUAGGCAUCCGAACAUUGUUCAAUUUGUUGGAGCUGUCACUCAAAAUCUACCGAUGAUGAUUGUAGUUGAGUGUAAUCCAAAAGGUGAUCUAAGUGUGUAUCUUCAAAAGAAAGGUCGUCUUUCUCCUUCAAAGGCUCUGAGAUUUGCUCUUGAUAUUGCCAGGGGACUAAACUAUCUUCAUGAAUGUAAACCAGACCCGAUCAUCCAUUGCGACUUAAGGCCAAAAAAUAUUUUGCUGGAUAGAGGAGGACAACUCAAGAUCUCUGGAUUUGGUUUGUUAAAGUUGUCCAAGACUUCAGAAGAUAAUGCAAGAGUAGUGAACCAAGCUCAUAUCGAUAAGUCAAACUACUAUAUAGCACCUGAGAUUUACAAAGAUGAAACCUUCGAUAAAAGGGUCGAUGUGCAUUCGUUUGGUGUCAUUUUGUAUGAGAUGACUGAGGGAGUAUCCAUUUUUCAUCCUAAACCACCUGAAGAGGUUGCAGAAUCGAUAUGUGUAGAUGGAAAGAGACCAAUAAUCAAGACGAAAUCCAAGAGUUACCCUCCAGAAUUGAAAGAGUUGAUUGAAGAAUGUUGGCAUCCUGAAAUCAGUAUGAGGCCAAUAUUCUCUGAGAUUAUUAUUCGGCUCGACAAAAUAGUUGCAAGCUGUUCUAAGCAGGGUUGGUGGAAAGACACAUUCAAGUUUCCCUGGAAAUAAAAGGGAACUACUGAAUCAAGCAACCCUGAAUCUGGAAAACCCGGAGAUGGAAACAAAAAAAAGCAAGAUGAGGGUGAGAAUUUCAAGAAUCACGCAGAUUCAUGAUGAAUUCACUCGCUCUGUAAAAACAGAAUUAUCACUAAUCUGUUUUUAAUACUUUUUUCAUGUUUGUUUGUUUGUUUCAUAUCAUAAGUUUUUGGGUUAUUUUGUAAGUAUUAUUUUAAUGACUAAUCAUUUGUUCAUAUUCAAUUUGAAAUUCUAAAUUCUAAAUCAGUUAUUUUUAUUAUUAAUAACUAUGUAUUUAUCUG